Dacryopinax primogenitus is the source of this 6543-nucleotide messenger RNA. RefSeq lists its product as uncharacterized. Gene Ontology annotation, biological process: monoatomic cation homeostasis. Gene Ontology annotation, molecular function: monoatomic cation channel activity. Gene Ontology annotation, cellular component: axon; cation channel complex. The coding region runs from base 1 to 6525 and encodes 2174 amino acids. The record is from RefSeq and is a predicted model, not a curated record. NCBI's taxonomy places the organism in Eukaryota, Fungi, Basidiomycota, Dacrymycetes, Dacrymycetales, Dacrymycetaceae. The transcript is spliced from 11 exons.
AUGAGCGGUUCACAGGAUAGCGAUUUGCCUAGUCGGCGGCCUAUUGGUGCUCGGCCUCUACCCACGAAUAGACGCAGCCAAGGGAUGCUCAUGCGACGACAUGGCACCAAAGACUCGGACGACGCUGCUGGUCCUCCUGUACCUUUGGUCGCUGCGGAACCACCAAUUGAUGAAGACGUUCUCCAGGAACCCGCAGUGAUCGAUUCUGCAGAAACGCCGAUUAUGCCAUUACCCAUGGUCGAAUCCCCCCUCGCAUCCCCUCGCCUCCUCGCGGUUUCGCGGCCAUCAGGCGUUAAUUCACCAUCUCUCUUUGUGCUAUCACCCAAACCGGUUAUGGUAUCCUCUCCGAUGGCGAUGACGCCUGAUACACCCCUGCCAGGGCAGACGGCGUCACCCGGUAAAGCGUUUCGUGCCCUCCAACUCCAUAUCUCUCGCGCUAGGAAUGUCUCACCUGGCCCACCAUCGCCCGCUUCACAACAAUGGUCUGCACUGCGCCAAGCAGUGAGAGCUGGUCAAAUAUCACGUCUGGGUUCUCCAGCACCUUCUGAUCGAGUAUUCCCUGUUCGACGUAUCGGUUCUCCUGCUACUUCCGAACGGUCGUUCUCAUUGCCCCGACCUAAGGCCUCUGUACCGAAGUCAUCUCGAUUAGCAAGAUUUGGAUCGAUCGAUCUUCCGCAGCCAGUCCGAGGGGCAGAGAUGCAGGAGGCACGGAAAUUUGAGACGGAUGUGCGGGAUGCCUGCUGGACAAGCCAAUAUGCAAGGAAUGCGCACGCGAGACAGAGGGGCACGGCGGACAACAUUAAUGAGGCGGGUGGAUACUUUUUGACGCCGACAUUAACGACCUCAAGCAUGCAUCUGCCAUUUGUUGGAUCGAAUACGUCGAUCUCCAAUUUGAGUGUGCCAUUAACUGGAGUUGACACACCGACCCUCGGGCUGGGCGGAAGGCGGAAAGCACCUAGUCAACUACAAUCGCCUCCAAUGAGCACAGUAACCGGUGUCCACCUGCAACCUCUUUUUGAUGUCCUUUCUCGCUAUACUCAAAUUGCAUAUCAGGCACCUGGACUUUCUUGGCUUGCUCGUCUCCCUGCAGAGACAGAAGUCCUUGCAGUACUGGCUCUCCCUUUCGUUGCCGCGGAACAAAGCCAUGCUCUGGAAGAACAGAAAUUUGCAGUUGAUUGCUUUGACGUUAUAUUGCGAACAUGGCCCGCAACAGAUAUAGAGGAUAUAAUUGAUCGGUUGCUUUGGUGCUGUGAAUCAGCCAGUCGAGCCCAGGGCACUCUGCUGAACCGUCUUUUGAACAUGAUCCGAACAAUGACUGUGCCGGUCGGCCGUCCACAGCAGUGUACACUGUCUGCGUUGCGGGCAUGUUUCCGUGCUUUGUUCGCCCUUCAGAUCGCUAUUUCGCCCAACUACGAUAUUUCCAGGGUGAUUUCUAAUAUAUCUCAAGGCAAAUGGAUCAUUGUUGAUGUGGACGCCUUGAACGAAGAGCUUGGUCGGAAUCCAAGCACGGAAAUGGAUGUUCACGCGAUGAUGCCCUUGAUCGCUGCUCAAGUCGUUGCUCGCAUGGUCGAUACGGAAGAUCAUGUUCAGAGGCAAUGGUGCCUUGCGUCAUUGCAGGAUUUCUGGCCUGCCCCCUCGAGCUCCUUUUCUGACAUCCAGGCUGGUCUGCCAUUGUUCUCUUGUGCUGGCUCAGUGAAGGAUGAUGUUGUUGCGGCGCAACUCGCAACCUUGACUGUUGUGGCGCACCUAACCCCCCAUUUCUGGGUGUCCAACUCUGAAAUGGUGGCAGUGGCGUUGCUUGGUGAUGUCGGUACGGGUCUUGGUAAGGGAAAGGGAAAGGAAGGCAGUGUACUCAAAUGGGGGAGAACCCGAAGUGGGCAAUGCAUUGUCACUUUGGAGCUCAUUCAUGAAUUGAGGCGGAUCUGUGGGGACAUCCCGGGAAUUCCAGGACUAGACAGGAUCUCGUCAAGCAUAACUCGCUUUGCCGCUGAAUUGGAAAAUCAAAUCGCAAUUUUGAUUGAUGCCAAGAGAGUUCUACUAGCCAAUGUGCUAUUGUGUAUUCGUAAAGUGACCCGGUCUCUCAAAGCGUACGAAUUCGCUUUGUGUUCUGACACAAGGCAUCUGAUAUUUGAGCCCAGCGCCACAUGGCUUUCGCGUAUAUCAGCGUGGUGUUACGAAGCCCAUAUUGGGGCAAAAGCAACGAGUUCAAGAAUGUCUUCUGAUGGCGGAAACGAUGCGUCACAGGGGCAAUUAUCGUUCACUAAUGUUACAGAGGAAGUUCUGGAUGAGGUUCAAGCAACUUUCGCAAGGGUACAGGAGAUCUAUGCAGCCUGUAUUGCUUCCGCGAAAACCUCGAAGGGGAGCCGACCACUAUCUAUUGCUUCGACACUGUCCUCCCAGAUCAAUCUCCCUCCACCAAGUGGACGCCAAAAGAUAGACCAGUGGGAUGAUCUCAUGUCUCACAAGUACACCGUUUUGAAGACUAUUUCCUCGGUUCCUGCUGUCUCUUUGCUUUCAUUGUUGGUUGCAGUAAAUGGUUUGCUGCAGCAAGAAGACUAUUCCCUGUUUGGUCGUGUCGUAUGGAAUAGAUACCUUGACAACAACGAUCAUGAUCUUAUCCUUCCUGCUGCAUUCUUGUUUAUGCAGUUCGGGGAGCGACACUCGGAAGAGACUUUGACACUUAUUCGCGAGGAUCUCCUCAGUUCGGAUGAGGAAAUGCAGCAAAGAACUCUGCGGCGCCUCUCAAACCUCCUGAGCCGAAGGUCACAAAUCUUGGCACAAUUUCAUAUUACGGACAGGACCCACAGACGCCCCUUCAAAGGAAUCCGACAACCCAUCUCCUUUGUCGCCACUGACAUCGGCUCGAGCAAUUAUGUUGAGACCAUUGAAGAGGAGGAAGGGCUUGACCUGACCGCUGGAGUUGUCCGUGAAGUCAAGAAGAGAUUACUCGAAAUCGGAUGGGUCGAAGAUGAGAACGAGGAUGGCAGUGAGACAGCCGCAGAGCGCCUCGCAUUAUCGCUCGUCCCAUCAUCGCUCUUGACUCGUCUCGGUUCUUCCCCAAGUGGGCAGCCUACCGUCAACAACCAGCCAACUUCUAAUCAAGCCGGCGAUGGCCAACAGGCUCUUUUGCAACGGAAAUCAAGCGCGUCCAAUUACUAUGCUGGAGUGAAGCGACGGGUUAUUUUCGUUUCCUCUGUAUCCGCCGUUUUGCCGUACCUCGGCGCUGUCGCUGUCAAUGUGGACCCCUUAGUAGCUGGGAUGGCUCAAGAGAUUCUUUCGUCCAGCGUUCGAGACGAUGCUGCAUUGAUAGGAAGACCGAUAAUGGAAAUGCUCUCUGGAGAAGCGCUCGGCAUUAUUGAUGCUAUCCACAAUUUGCGACUUCUUUUCUUCGCGCAAUCGGCAAUGCCACCGGCUUUUGCACAUCAUAUUUUGAACCAUUUGGUCGGAUUUCUCAAGACUAUCUCUCGUGAUACGGAACGAUUAGAUUCCUAUCAUCUACUUGCCACCACCAUGCCGUUGGUCAGAAGAAUUGCAGCCUAUGUGCCCGAGAUCGCCCUUCGUGACUUGAAACGUAACAAAGUCGAAGCAAUCCUCUUACCGUCCGGGUAUCUUUGGUUUCCUGCUACUGCACCUACAGGCCCGAUGUUUCCUCGAUCGCUUUCUACUUUUCCCGAAAGCGAAGAUGGCGUCCCUCUCGAUGAACUCAAAAUGUUAGCCAUUCGCACGAUUCAGAAUCUGAUGGUGCUCCAGUUACUCGUGAAAGAGCCAAAGGACGUAUAUACGUUUGAGAAGACCGCCCAGCCUGUGCUUCCCUCAAUUUCAGCAGCGUCGACAUCGCACAAGCGGACUUUGAGUGGGUCUACUCGGGUGCCAUGGUCGCCAUGGAUCACCUUGGGCAGGUCUUAUCUCAUGGUUAUCCGUCAGUUGUUUCGGUCCCUCAGCAGCAACUUGAGCGACAGAGCCAAAUUGGCGAAUUUGCUGGAAGGCGUAAACGCGACACUGCUAGCUUUUCCGGAAGAUAUCGGCAUUGUAGCACAUAGCAUGAUUGCGUACGGGGGCGCUGUCACACGUUUCCGAAGACUGGUAGCAAACAGUAACGGAUUCGCGCUCUUUAUGCCGUCUAUAUGGAAUGCCUACAAGUCGCAGAGUGCUCACAGCAGUGUGCGCAACGCACUGCAGCAUGCGAUCAUGUUCUUCUAUACUGUUCACGGAGAGACGUUCGUCUUUCAAGCCAUCGAUUGUCUUGCAACGGUGCUUGGAGGCGAAGCAGCUGAGACGAGUAAUAGCGGAACACUGCUCUACGAUCUUUUCAAAUGCUUGGACCGAUCAAGCGCGAAAACCAACGACAUCGCGGGUCUACAGCAGUUAUUCGCGACAAUGGCUGAACCUACGUUCUCCCUGCCAGUAGACAAAGCUUAUAGCAGGCCUAAAGCACCAACACGAACCGUCAGUUCCGACACUUCAGCCUCAAAACUAUCCCUUCCACUCUCGACUAAGCGAUCAAACGAGGAUUUUCCAAUGGAGAAUCUGAUUCGGCUAUGUCUGACCAUCAUUGCCCAUGACGCUGCUUCUGCCCGAGCCCCCCGAUUUCUCCGUGUGCUUCGAGUUCUUUCAAGGAAGCUUUACCAGCACUCCACAACUGCUCGUGAUCUACUUCGGGAUGGCAUAGACGCGCUUGGCGUCAUUCUCUCGAAGAACAUCACGUCGCGUCUCGGCUUAGCAGAAGCCAACGAAGUACCUUCAGAUGCAGAAAAACCCAUACUCCCGACACCUGCCGAAUCUUCACAAUUCCUAGCGUUCCGACGAGAGUAUUUACAUCUUGUGAAGGAGUAUACGUCCGCUGGCGGUGUUCCUCCGACAUCGUCUAUCGGGAAGACUCUCGCGCUUCUGCGAACUAUUCUCAAGGAUUCCUCUCAGGCUUUUGCUGGCGAAAUCUCCGAAUUUAUCGGCAAUUACGCGGCAGCUUGCAUGAAACCGGGCCUUUUAAAUCCCAGAGAAACGAGCUUCGUGCUCAAGGAUUUCUCCCAGCUGUUUCAGAUGUAUGGAGAUACCGUCGACUGCUCUCGGGUGUUGAACAUUGUUGAGGAGAUGGUAGCUGCAUCCGUUGGCGCCUCCGAUCUCGCCUUCGUUGACCAAGUAGUGGUGGAAUGGUGCAGACCUGCACUGCUCAUCUGUGAGGCUGCAGGUAGCGAACACCGCCUGUGGGACCUACCCCUACGCCGAGCCACCGUCAGUCUCAUCUCAACAGUGAUUAUGAGUGGCAACAUAGAGAUCUUCGCUUUGCUUGAAAUCAAACAGCCAACGCCAUCUCUAUUGGGUGGUCUUAUUUUGCCUUUGGUGGUACGGAUGGAAACCAGCCGCGAACAAGUGCAAGGUAGCCGGCCUGUCCAAGGGGAUUUUCGUUGUACUCAGUGGCUCCGGAUCAUACCAUACCUUCUGCUAGCAUGCCAACUGCUCAAGUCGGCCCCUGCGACACACAAUAGGCGGAAGUUAAGGAAACCGUCUCCCACCCGCGGCGAGGAUGCGUCUCCAAGGGAUGAUGUCCGUCAAAGGUUGGCUACGGCCACUUUUGCCUUUCAGGCGCUGAAAAUCGUCUUGUUACGCGCAUCGGACGACCUGCAGCAAGCUCCCAGCCGUAUAUGGACAUUAAUAGGGACGACGUUGAGAGAGCUGCUGGAAGAUGGUGGCACUGACUUCUUAUUUCGUGAGCAGGAAGGCUCGCCGUCUCCAUCCUCUUCCAGACCUGUGACGCCUGGAGAUACGCACGUUUCCUUCGACGGGUCGUUCCUCCGUCCGGCGAAUUUCCAACAAUCACCUCAAUCUUAUUCUCCCAGACACUCGAAGACGCACGUUGGGCCCCCACGCCUGAUUGAUUUCUUACUGUGGACUACCUUGGAGCUAGUCACAUCGCACUCUACCCCACUGAUGCCACAAAUGCGAGCAUUCGUGCAGGAGAAGAUUCAGCAGACAAAUGCGCUUGCGUCGAUCCGAGAUCGCCGCAUAUCGCGAACCCCGAAGCGCGGGUCUGUCUUUGUUCGGUCAAGAGCAAGCUUGUCGCCUGAUCCUAAGGCCUCUGCACAGCCAAGGCAAUCACUGUUAAAAUGGUCACCUGAGUCCACUGCGUCUCCUUCAAGACUAACGGUCAGCGGUUACUUCUCGGUAGAAGGAAUGUCACCGAAUCCACUCCGACCUAACGGAAGUCGGAUUGUUCAUCUGGGUCCUGUUCGCAUGUUGACCGGCGGAUCCUUGACGUCCGGAGGCAUCGCUAGUCAACACCUGACUGCGAGCUCUCUUGCGAUGGCGACUCGACGAAGUAUCGAGGCCGUUCGCAUUUGUAUGGGAUAUGCCCCUCUGGAUUUACUGGCCGAAGAUGAGAGCUCCGAUACCCAGCCCUUCGUUCCAUGGACCAGAGCCUCCGCCCUGGCCCGGAUAGUAGACGAAUCAAACGCAUUCAUAGAGACGGAGUUCUAUGAAGAACUCUUUGCAUACCCGACCACAAGAGCUGGAAGCUUAUCGCACCCUUGACACUCGCCAGUAAAGAGG